Caenorhabditis elegans is the source of this 3770-nucleotide messenger RNA. RefSeq names its product Tubulin-specific chaperone D (gene tbcd-1). NCBI's taxonomy places the organism in Eukaryota, Metazoa, Nematoda, Chromadorea, Rhabditida, Rhabditidae. The record is from RefSeq and is marked reviewed. The transcript is spliced from 11 exons. Bases 9 to 3500 code for a protein of 1163 amino acids. Gene Ontology annotation, molecular function: beta-tubulin binding; GTPase activator activity. Gene Ontology annotation, biological process: post-chaperonin tubulin folding pathway; tubulin complex assembly.
UUGCAGCAAUGGAUGAAGAUGCACCAGUCGAUGAGUCGAACGAGGGAAUUAUUGGAUGCCUACCAAGUGCUGUCAACAUUCAUCACAUCGAAGAAAUAAAAGAGCUGGUCGAUCAACUGCCGAUAAUUUUUAAAUUAGAAAAUGAAUGUGAUGAGACAGCCGCGGAGGUUAAUUAUCUACGAUAUUCUCGACUUCUGCACUUAUAUCAAGAACAACCACGUUUACUUGACAAAUGGAUUCCAGAAAUUGUGGCGAAUUUGGUCGAUUUGGUGACUUUAAUUGGAAUAGAUGUGUCGAAACCUCGCGCAAUGACGCCACUAAGCCGAGAAUCUCUGAAAUAUCUUUCUGAUUUGUGUAUUGUACGUGGCAGUAAGACAAUUGUACGACUUCUCCCACAUCAAGUACAUCUUCUGGAUCCUCUCCUACAAACACUUGAAUAUUAUGAAACUAGCCAACUGUCAGAUCAUAAUCAAAGAAAUGUGCUUCUCAUGUGGCUAUGGAUUGUUGUUAAAAAUCCAUUUGAUUUGAGACGAUUCGAUCCGACUGGAGACCCUGAUAAUGUGAUAACAAGAAUCAUGAACGUGGCACUUCAUUAUAUGAAAUGGGAUUGGAAUAGUAGUCAGGCCUCCGCAGCUCUCGUAAUUGCUCAUUGUCUAUCAAGAACAGACGGAAUUCCAAAAGUUCUGAGCUUUCUCUCUCGUUUACUAGAUAGUAUUAAAACUCAUCACGAAAAUAAGAAGCUCCUUUUGGCUGAUUUAAUCCUUCUUCUUGCAAUUCUCAAACACGUUGAUCGGAGAGUUUUGACGGGACAUAUAGGAACAAUUCACGAACAACUUAGUUUUCUAUACCCAAUUGAUGAAAAGAAAGGUGGUCUCAUUUGCAAGUGUCUUGUGAAAGUUGUUCAAAGAAUUGGCCUAAUCGCAUUGAAACCAAGAACAUGCUCAUGGAGCUAUAAUCGAGGAAAGCGGCUUCUCGAAGGAAUGCUUGAUGAUAAUGAAGAAUAUUCAGAUGAACCGUCAUUUUCGAAUAAAGUUAAUAGUAAUCAAAGUUGUAAUAAUGAAAUUGAUAAAGAAAAUCAAUGGAACGAUGGAGACGAACUGGAAAACUCGGAAAUUGUUGAAUUCGCUCUGAUGCAUGUUCUAGAAGCAUUAAGCCAUUCGGAUACAGCAGUUCGAUGGUCAGCUGCAAAAGGUGUUGGAAGGAUUACUGUGAGACUACCGAAUUUCGACCUAGCAACUCAAGUAGUUGGAUCAAUAAUCAGUAGUCAUUUUGGAGAAGUUGCUGAAUAUUCAUCAUGGCAUUCUCAUGGAGCAUGUCUGGCACUUGCAGAACUUGCACAUCGAGGAGUACUAUUACCAAGUCUGCUUGAAGAUAUUGUACCUGCUCUUGAACUGUCACUUGUAUUUGAAGAUGUAAUGGGAAGACAUCAAAAUGGAAAUCAAGUUCGAGACGCAGCGUGUUAUGCUGUAUGGGCAUUAUCGAGGACUUAUGAACCUAGUAUGAUGGCUCCAUAUCUGCAACGGCUAGCUUCGGCGUUGUUAUGCGGAGCCCUAUUCGAUCGUCAAGUAAACCUCCGUCGUGCAGCUUCAGCAGCACUACAAGAAAUGGUUGGAAGACAAAAGAAUGUGUCACAUGGAAUUCCUCUCAUCCAAUCGGUUGAUUAUUUUGCUGUUACAAAUCGUCAAAAAUGUUAUGAACAUUUAUGUGUUCCAGUUGCUGAGUAUUCAACGUAUUCUGCUAUUAUUUUGAGGCAUCUUAUCACGAAAAAAGUUGUUCACUGGGAUGAAAAGAUUAGAGAACAGGCUGCAAUUUCAUUGGAGAAGAUUAGCGAAAUUCGAUUAGAAAAUGUCAGUGAUGAUUAUUACAUGGAGAUUCUUGAUGAUUUUCUGAAAGCCAGCUGUGAAACAAGAAUUUCUCCAUUUUUGAGGCACGGGUAUUUAUUAGCAUCCGGACAUCUUAUCAAAGGUCUCACAUCUCGAGGAAUGGAUUUUUCUUCCAAACAAACAGAAAUUGCUUGGAUACCCCACAUUCUCUGGCCGUUCUGUGAUAUGACAACACAACCCGGUGCACUAAUUCGAAGAACUCUUUGUAAAUUCAUACAACUUGUGUCUGCAUCGAAAAAAGUUCUAUUACUUGAGAAAGACAAAAGUGAAUGGUUGGAUGUACUGCUUCAAUUGAUCACAGAUCCAAGAGAAAUUAUUCGAUCACUCGCAAAAACAGCAGUCGGUGAAUUUGUGAUGACUUAUUUGAUGAAUGAUGAAGAAUUGAUUCAAAAAGUGAAGACAAGAGUUAUUGCAGCGAUGACAAAAUGCUCGGAUGAAAGUGAAAGAAUCGGAAUGGGAAUGAUUUGUGAAUCGUUAAACUCUGAAGCAGUCGAUUAUGAGAUGUUCGAAUCGCUUUGCAAUACUAUUCUGACACCAACAUCGUCAGAUGCAAAGUGGGCACUUGCUAGACAACAAACUGUAUUUGCACUUAAUCGGAUUUCAGUGAAUUCAUCAACUGAAACAUUUAAUCGAAUUGGGCAAAAAUGUUUUGAGACAUUGUACAAGGCUAUGACAGAUUAUACAACAAGUGCAAAUGGAGAUAUUGGACGAUUUGUUCGGGAAGCCAGUAUGCGUGCCAUGUCAACAAUUUUGGUUGAUGCGAAAACGGAGCCACCAUUCCUAGAUGAACAUGUCAUCAAAUCUGCAAAAUAUAUGGUUCAACAGAGUGCAGAACGAAUUUCACGAACUAGAGAGUGUGCCUGUGCCUGCCUGAAAUCGCUCGUCAAAUGCGAAAUAACGGGUCGCUGUCUUCCACAUAUUGAUCUUCUCAUGAACAUUUAUUCAGAGCCAAUGGAUUUUAUAUCCGAUCGAACUGUUUUUCAGUUGAAACCUCUUUUAGAUCUUGGAUCCGAGUAUUAUGAACAAUUAAUAUUGGGUAUUGUUGUAUCAGCAGGUGGAUUGGCAGAAGGAACUCAGAAAACUGCAAAGCAAUUGCUUUUAGAUCAUCAAAGAGAAAUUUGUGAGAAUAAACCGAGAUUCGAUCAUUUUCUAUCGACAUGUGCUGAUCUUUUUCAACGAGCUCGUAAAGUGAACCGAAUUGGGAACAGUUUCAUGCAAAUUCUACCACAAAUAUUUGGAAAUCUUGGAAUUUAUGAACAAUGUCCAGAAACGUCUGAAUCAAUUAUUGAGAUGGUGGAUACAAUGAAAACAAUCGCAGUUAGAUCAUCAAUGAUGUCACGUCAGAGGCUAUCGAUUGAUUCACUUGGAGAAUUGUUGAAUUGUGGGAAGAAAAGUACAGUAUACAGAUCUGCAUUAACUAUGAUCCUUGACACUCUUAACAGCCAACAACCAGUUCUUCGUAAAUCUGCCGCCGAGAGACUCUACGAGCAUCUUUGCUGUGCCGAGGAAUCAGAUGAUGAAGUAUUAGAGGUUCUUGCUACAACAAAUUGGCAGGAUGAAAAUGAUAAUGUACUGAAACAGGCAGUCGCUGGAAUUUCAGAAAAAUUGAUAUUUUAAUUGUGAUCCUAUAACGCUUGUUGACAUAUUUUUCAAUUUUAUCGCUUCGUCUAGUUUAUCUUUUUACUUUUUAAUUUUAUUCAAAUUUUUGAUAUUUUACCACUCAGAAUUUGAUACUUCACAGUGAUUCGCGUUUCGUCUUCGCCAAUUUACAACUGACAGGACAGACACAAAAAUCAUUCAUUGCGUGUUAUUUAUGCGGCAUUUUGGCUCUUAUUAUCUAUUGAUCUCAUUUUGUGUUCAAACCCAAUGAAAUAUAUAUAUUGCUUG